UUGUUCCUUUCUUUAUCUUUGAAAAGCCAACUAAAUUUGUUCCAUUUCAUUCGGAGCUCCACUGCACGGAGAGAAAAGAAAAGAAAUCUCACAACAAAAACUAAGGUUAAGACAUGAUCAAGAUGAAGUUACCUACUGCUGCAGGAGUUGCUGUCUUACUACUGGUUAACACAGUCCAAGCUGAAGUCUGCCCUCCUUCUUGCAUAUGCAAAUCACCCAAAGGAACGAAGAUCCAGCUAAUUGACUGCAGCUCAAGGGGACUAAAGGAAGUGCCUGCCCUGCCUGCUAGUACCAAGCAACUUUAUCUACAGAAUAACAGCUUGACCACUGUUCCUACUGGUGUAUUUGACGGCUUAGUCAGCCUGGAAGAAGUGAACGUACUCAACAAUCCCUGGAACUGUGACUGCCACAUUCUAUAUCUCAAACUCUGGUUAGAAGACUUCAACUCUUCUCUCACCAACCUCAGCUGUGCAAGCCCAGCUUCCAUUGAGGGAAAGCCUUUGAACCAGUUAAGUGGGAACGAGCUGGAUGGCUGUAGGGCACUUUUCCCAAUCAAAUGCCUUGAGUUCUUUUGGCGGGAUCUUGUUUUGAUCAUCUUUGCAAUAAUUGCACUUAUUUUAAUGGCAUAUGACCUGAAGCACUUCAAAAAGCUAGAUCAAGUUACUGUGAGCCAGAAUGAGCCUUUUGGCCUACUGCUGCAAAAGCAGAGCCUAGAAAACUACAAAUCACAAUGAGAUGUCAUAAUCACUAAUAGCUCUCUUCACUAGAAUAGCAAACUUCCCCGUCACAAAGGAUGCAAUUGCACAGGAAGUACAAGUUCAGAAUUAAGUCUAUUGGGAUGGGUCCCAAGAUGGAAAGCUUGGAUCCUCACAUAUCUCUUUCCCCAGAAUUCAGGUAUAAGAGCUUGAUUUGUACCCAUCUUUAAACUGCACUUAAUGUACUUAUUAGCAAGUCACAGUAAAUUAAUCUUAAUCCUAUAUUAAGCUGCUUUCAAUAAGCAUGUAGCUGUUUUAGGAAGUUUUAUUUAACUCUAAUCUGUGAUUCUAAAAGAUGUAAUUUCACAUUUUUGCCAUUAUAGUCUCAGCUCUUCUCACAGAAGUUUUUACAAUGUAAUGCUAACUAACUAGCUUUUGCUAAUGUAUAGAUACAGAUGUAGUAUACAGAUUACAGUAUAUCAUAAUUACUAAGUUAGAUGCCAAUCCUAACUCUGACUCUGUGUACCCCUAUGCUGAUAUACAGUCAUAUUGGGUAGGGACACACUUGCAGUCACAUUCAGCCAUUCUAUCAAACAAAGCAGUUUGCUAUGCAUCAGUGACCUGUUUUUUCAGUUAUUUACUGCUCCCUCAGUCAGUGUCAUUUGUAAACUUUUUUAUUUGUGGUUUUGUGUUCUCUUUCAAAUGACUGAUUAAAAGAACCAAACCUUGCUGGCCUUUCCUUCAGAAGUUUAUUUACAGCUUUUGCCAAAACAGUACAAUAAAAUGAUAUUAUAAAAACAGCAUUUAUAUAAAUUGUAACUUUACUAAAAAUAUAUAAUAAGAUUAUCCAUUGUACUAGUUAACACAAAAUUAAAACAGAACAUGAUGUAUAAUGAUAUCAAAGAAAAUGUUAAAUGAAGUCAUGAAUGAUAAAAUAAAAGAAGAAAAUUCUAUUUGA
This is a messenger RNA of Alligator mississippiensis (American alligator), 1653 nucleotides long. It is a transcript of the gene GP9, whose product is annotated as glycoprotein IX platelet. The record is from RefSeq and is a predicted model, not a curated record. NCBI's taxonomy places the organism in Eukaryota, Metazoa, Chordata, Crocodylia, Alligatoridae.